CUCGAUAGUCCCAGCACACUCUCGUACUACUCUCUCUGCAAGACCCCUCCAUAAAAAGAAACAGACCUUCUCCCACCCCUCUCACCCCUUCGCUUUUUCGCUGAUCUGCAACCACGCUCUCCACAGAUUACCAGUCUCUCGUCACGAUUUCCGUCCUCGGAAAGUUUUAAAGGGUCUUUAAGGACAUGGCCAAGGACGACGAGGUGGUGGAGCAACAGGGCGGGGAGUUCCACGGCAAGGACUACCGCGACCCGCCGCCGGCGCCACUGGUGGACGCUGAGGAGCUCGUCAAGUGGUCCUUCUACCGGGCCGUCAUCGCCGAGUUCGUCGCCACCCUCCUCUUCCUGUACAUCACCGUGCUGACGGUGAUCGGCUACAGCAGACAGAGCGACACGACCCACGGCGGGGACCAGUGCGACGGCGUCGGCCUCCUCGGCAUCGCCUGGGCCUUCGGCGGCAUGAUCUUCGUCCUCGUCUACUGCACCGCCGGCAUUUCUGGGGGGCACAUCAACCCGGCGGUGACGUUCGGGCUGUUCCUGGCGAGGAGGGUGUCGCUGGUGCGGGCCAUCCUCUACAUGGUGGCCCAGUGCCUCGGCGCGGUGUGCGGGUGCGGCCUCGUGAAGGCCUUCCAGAGGGCCUACUACGAGCGGUACGGCGGCGGGGCCAACAUGCUCCAGGCCGGCUACAGCAAGGGCACCGGACUGGGCGCCGAGAUCAUCGGCACCUUCGUCCUCGUCUACACCGUCCUCUCCGCCACCGACCCCAAGAGGAGCGCCCGGGACUCCCACGUCCCCGUGUUGGCGCCCCUGCCCAUCGGGUUCGCGGUGUUCAUGGUCCACCUCGCCACGAUCCCCAUCACCGGCACGGGCAUCAACCCGGCCAGGAGCUUUGGGGCCGCGGUGAUGUACAACAAGGAGAAGGCGUGGGAUGACCAAUGGAUAUUCUGGGUGGGGCCAUUCAUUGGUGCGGCCAUUGCAGCCUUCUAUCACCAGCACGUUCUGAGAGCUGCGGCCAUCAAGGCUCUCGGUUCCUUCAGGAGCUCUUCCGCCUUGUAACUCCAAACAAUGCCCUCAAGACGUCAUCACAGAGGGGAGAGAGGGAACUUUGGGGUUUUAGUUGUUGUAUUGUGUAAAUUGUUUGUGUGUCAGUACGUAGCGUGUGCGCUUGAGGCACUGGGUUUUUCUACUUUUGUGUGCCUAAUUAGGGGUGGGUUUUCUGUAGUUCUAUUUUCCAUUAGGGUCAUUGUGGAACCGUGAAGUCUGUCAAUACGAGAGUCUAAUGCACUUCCUCCAAAUGCCACUUGCUAUACCUUA
This is a messenger RNA of Eucalyptus grandis, 1313 nucleotides long. RefSeq names its product probable aquaporin PIP2-2. The record is from RefSeq and is a predicted model, not a curated record. The transcript has 4 exons. Gene Ontology annotation, biological process: transmembrane transport. NCBI's taxonomy places the organism in Eukaryota, Viridiplantae, Streptophyta, Magnoliopsida, Myrtales, Myrtaceae. Gene Ontology annotation, cellular component: plasma membrane. The coding region runs from base 186 to 1055 and encodes 289 amino acids. Gene Ontology annotation, molecular function: water channel activity.